AGCAGGGCUGAACAAUAGAGACAGGCAGACGGGCGAGGAGGAGAGCCGGCUGCCGCGGCUGGGCUCGGAGAGCGGGCGCCCAGGCAGCCCGGACCCGGGACCCGGGCCCCGGCCCGACAGCAGGCGGCCAGCGCCCCCAGGGAAGGGGGACCAUGGGGGAGCCGGCGGCAGGCGCCCCCGGCCAGCCGCGCGCCUCCGCCUGAGGGCGGCUUGACGGACUCUGCCCCAGCCUGGCCGCUCCAGCCGCCAGCCCUCGAAGCCCGGAGUCCGCCGGCUCUGCGGCCGCGGCCGCUGCGCCCCGCGCCCUCCGCCCACCCGGCGCCGAACAGCCCACACGGCCCCAGGCUUCGCCGGCCCCCGGCUGCCUGCGGACGUCCUCCUUCAGUCAUGAACCCCCCGGAGGGGGCAGCGGAGGAAGGAGGAGCAGCCGACUCGGACGUGGACGCCUUUUUCCGGACAGGUUCCUUUCGGAAUGAUGGUUUGAAAGCUUCUGAUGUCCUUCCCAUCCUAAAGGAAAAAGUGGCCUUUGUGUCUGGGGGCCGUGAUAAGCGAGGUGGACCCAUCCUGACCUUCCCUGCUCGCAGCAAUCAUGACAGAAUAAGACAGGAAGACCUACGGAAACUCGUGACCUAUUUGGCCAGUGUGCCAAGUGAGGACGUGUGCAAACGUGGCUUCACCGUCAUCAUCGACAUGCGAGGCUCCAAGUGGGACCUUAUCAAGCCCCUCCUCAAGACACUGCAGGAAGCCUUCCCAGCCGAGAUCCAUGUGGCCCUCAUCAUCAAACCCGACAACUUCUGGCAGAAACAGAAGACCAACUUUGGCAGCUCCAAAUUCAUCUUUGAGACGAGCAUGGUGUCCGUGGAGGGCCUCACGAAGCUGGUGGACCCCUCCCAGCUGACCGAGGAGUUCGAUGGCUCCCUGGACUACAACCACGAGGAGUGGAUCGAGCUGCGGCUCUCCCUGGAGGAGUUCUUCAACAGCGCCGUGCACCUGCUCUCGCGCCUGGAGGACCUGCAGGAGAUGCUGGCCCGCAAGGAGUUCCCCGUGGACGUGGAGGGUUCUCGGCGGCUCAUUGACGAGCACACGCAGCUCAAGAAGAAGGUGCUGAAGGCCCCUGUGGAAGAGCUGGACCGGGAGGGGCAGCGGCUGCUGCAAUGCAUCCGCUGCAGCGACGGCUUCUCGGGGCGGAACUGCAUCCCGGGCAGCGCCGACUUCCAGAGCCUGGUGCCCAAGAUCACCAGCCUCCUGGACAAGCUGCACUCCACCCGGCAGCACCUGCACCAGAUGUGGCACGUGCGCAAGCUCAAGCUGGACCAGUGCUUCCAGCUGCGGCUCUUCGAGCAGGACGCGGAGAAGAUGUUCGACUGGAUAAGCCACAACAAGGAGUUAUUCCUGCAGAGCCAUACAGAGAUCGGAGUCAGCUACCAGCACGCCCUCGACCUCCAGACACAGCACAAUCACUUUGCCAUGAACUCCAUGAAUGCCUAUGUCAACAUCAACCGCAUCAUGUCCGUGGCCUCCCGCCUCUCUGAGGCUGGCCAUUAUGCCUCCCAGCAAAUCAAGCAGAUUUCCACGCAGCUGGACCAGGAGUGGAAGAGCUUCGCAGCUGCCCUGGAUGAGCGCAGCACCAUCCUCGCCAUGUCUGCGGUGUUCCACCAGAAAGCUGAGCAGUUCCUGUCGGGAGUGGACGCCUGGUGCAAAAUGUGCAGUGAGGGUGGCCUGCCUUCCGAGAUGCAGGACCUGGAGCUGGCGAUCCACCACCACCAAUCCUUGUAUGAGCAGGUGACCCAAGCCUACACAGAGGUCAGCCAGGAUGGCAAGGCGCUGCUGGAUGUGCUGCAGCGCCCCCUGAGUCCUGGCAACUCGGAGUCCCUCACAGCCACGGCCAACUACUCCAAGGCCGUGCACCAGGUACUGGACGUGGUGCACGAGGUGCUGCACCACCAGCGGCGACUCGAGAGCAUCUGGCAGCACCGCAAGGUGCGGCUCCACCAGCGGCUGCAGCUCUGCGUCUUCCAGCAGGACGUCCAGCAGGUGUUGGACUGGAUUGAAAACCAUGGUGAGGCCUUUCUCAGCAAACACACAGGGGUCGGCAAGUCCCUGCAUCGAGCUCGGGCCCUGCAGAAGAGGCACGAUGACUUUGAAGAGGUGGCUCAGAACACAUACACCAAUGCAGACAAGCUUCUAGAGGCAGCGGAGCAGCUGGCUCAGACCGGGGAAUGUGACCCCGAGGAGAUCUACAAGGCAGCUCGACACCUGGAGGUGCGCAUCCAGGACUUCGUGCGCAGGGUGGAGCAACGCAAGCUUCUGCUGGACAUGUCUGUCUCCUUCCACACGCACACAAAAGAGCUGUGGACAUGGAUGGAAGACCUUCAGAAGGAGAUGCUGGAAGAUGUCUGUGCCGACUCCGUGGAUGCGGUCCAGGAGCUGAUCAAGCAGUUCCAGCAGCAGCAGACGGCCACUCUGGAUGCCACGCUCAACGUCAUCAAGGAAGGAGAAGACCUUAUCCAGCAGCUCAGGUCAGCGCCUCCCUCCCUGGGGGAGCUCAGCGAGGCCAGGGACUCGGCUGUGUCCAGCAACAAGACGCCCCACAGUAGCUCCAUCAGCCACAUCGAGUCGGUCCUGCAGCAGCUGGAUGAUGCCCAAGUGCAGAUGGAGGAGCUGUUCCACGAGCGGAAGAUCAAGCUGGACAUCUUCCUGCAGCUGCGCAUCUUUGAGCAGUAUACCAUUGAGGUGACAGCAGAGCUAGACGCCUGGAAUGAGGACUUGCUCCGGCAGAUGAAUGACUUCAACACGGAGGACCUGACGCUGGCAGAGCAGCGGCUGCAGCGCCACACGGAGCGGAAGCUGGCCAUGAACAACAUGACCUUCGAGGUCAUCCAGCAGGGCCAGGACCUGCACCAGUACAUCAUGGAGGUCCAGGCCUCGGGAAUUGAGUUAAUAUGUGAGAAAGACAUUGAUCUGGCAGCCCAGGUGCAAGAGCUACUGGAGUUUCUCCAUGAGAAGCAGCAUGAACUGGAGCUCAACGCGGAGCAGACGCAUAAGCGGCUCGAGCAGUGCCUCCAACUGCGGCACCUCCAGGCCGAGGUCAAACAGGUCCUGGGAUGGAUCCGCAAUGGGGAGUCAAUGCUCAACGCCAGCCUGGUCAACGCCAGCUCUUUGUCCGAAGCAGAGCAGCUGCAGCGGGAGCAUGAACAGUUCCAACUAGCCAUCGAGUCCCUCUUUCAUGCCACUUCCUUGCAGAAGACGCACCAGAGCGCCCUGCAGGUACAGCAGAAAGCGGAGGCACUGCUCCAGGCUGGCCACUACGAUGCCGACGCCAUCAGGGAAUGUGCUGAGAAGGUGGCCCUCCACUGGCAGCAGCUCAUGCUGAAGAUGGAAGACCGGCUGAAACUGGUCAAUGCCUCCGUGGCCUUCUAUAAAACCUCUGAACAGGUCUGUAGUGUGCUGGAGAGCUUAGAGCAAGAAUACCGGAGAGACGAGGACUGGUGUGGUGGACGAGAUAAACUGGGACCAGCAGCAGAGAUUGACCACGUCAUUCCGCUCAUCAGUAAACAUCUGGAACAAAAGGAGGCUUUUCUUAAGGCCUGCACCCUGGCACGGCGGAAUGCGGAGGUGUUUCUCAAGUACAUCCACAGAAACAACGUCAGUAUGCCCAGUGCCGCCAGCCACACUCGGGGACCUGAGCAGCAAGUGAAAGCCAUCUUGAGCGAGCUCUUACAGAGGGAGAAUCGCGUGCUGCACUUCUGGACCUUGAAGAAGCGGCGGUUAGACCAGUGCCAGCAAUACGUGGUGUUUGAGCGCAGUGCUAAGCAGGCGCUGGACUGGAUCCAAGAAACAGGUGAAUAUUACCUCUCAACACAUACCUCCACCGGCGAGACCACAGAGGAGACUCAGGAACUGCUGAAAGAAUAUGGGGAAUUCAGGGUGCCUGCCAAGCAAACAAAGGAGAAGGUGAAACUUCUGAUUCAGCUGGCUGAUAGCUUUGUGGAAAAAGGCCAUAUUCAUGCCACAGAGAUCAGGAAGUGGGUGACCACGGUUGACAAGCAUUACAGAGACUUCUCCUUGAGGAUGGGGAAGUACCGGUACUCCCUGGAGAAAGCCCUAGGAGUCAACACCGAGGAUAACAAAGACCUGGAGCUGGACAUCAUCCCAGCAAGCCUUUCAGAUCGUGAGGUCAAGCUACGGGAUGCCAACCAUGAAGUCAAUGAAGAGAAGCGGAAGUCCGCCCGGAAGAAAGAAUUCAUUAUGGCUGAACUACUCCAGACAGAGAAGGCUUAUGUGAGGGACUUACAUGAGUGCUUAGAGACCUACCUAUGGGAAAUGACCAGUGGUGUGGAGGAGAUCCCCCCUGGGAUCCUUAAUAAAGAGCAUAUCAUCUUUGGCAACAUCCAGGAGAUCUACGAUUUUCAUAACAACAUCUUCCUUAAAGAGCUGGAAAAGUACGAGCAGCUACCUGAGGAUGUGGGACACUGCUUUGUUACCUGGGCGGACAAAUUUCAGAUGUAUGUCACCUACUGUAAAAACAAGCCCGAUUCCAACCAGCUGAUCCUGGAGCACGCAGGCACCUUCUUUGAUGAAAUACAGCAGCGGCAUGGUCUGGCCAACUCCAUCUCUUCCUACCUAAUUAAGCCUGUCCAGAGAAUCACCAAGUACCAGCUGCUCCUGAAGGAACUUUUAACUUGCUGUGAAGAAGGAAAAGGGGAACUCAAGGAUGGCCUGGAGGUGAUGCUCAGUGUCCCAAAGAAAGCCAAUGAUGCCAUGCAUGUCAGCAUGCUGGAAGGGUUCGACGAGAACCUGGAUGUGCAAGGGGAGCUGAUUCUCCAGGACGCCUUUCAAGUGUGGGACCCGAAGUCGCUGAUCCGGAAGGGGCGGGAGCGGCACUUGUUCCUCUUUGAGAUCUCCUUGGUUUUUAGCAAGGAGAUCAAAGACUCUUCCGGACACACGAAAUAUGUUUACAAGAACAAGCUACUGACCUCAGAGCUGGGUGUGACCGAACACGUAGAGGGAGAUCCCUGCAAAUUCGCCUUGUGGUCUGGGCGCACCCCAUCCUCAGACAAUAAAACCGUGCUGAAAGCCUCCAACAUAGAAACCAAGCAGGAGUGGAUCAAGAACAUACGCGAGGUGAUUCAGGAAAGGAUCAUUCACCUGAAAGGAGCUUUAAAGGAGCCAAUUCAGCUCCCCAAAACACCAGCUAAACAGAGGAACAAUAGUAAGAGGGAUGGAGUGGAGGAUGUUGACAGCCAGGGGGAUGGAAGCAGCCAGCCAGAUACCAUCUCCAUUGCCUCUAGGACAUCUCAGAACACAGUGGACAGUGACAAGCUCUCUGGUGGAUGCGAGUUGACCGUGGUCCUCCAGGACUUCAACGCCGGCCACAGCAGUGAGCUGACCAUUCAGGUGGGACAGACGGUGGAGCUGCUGGAGCGGCCAAGUGAGCGGCCAGGCUGGUGUCUGGUGCGCACCACGGAACGGAGUCCGCCCCAGGAAGGCCUGGUCCCCAGCAGCGCCCUGUGCAUCUCCCAUUCCCGAAGCAGCGUGGAGAUGGACUGCUUCUUCCCCUUGGUGAAAGACGGAUACUCUCAUUCUUCAAAUGAAAAUGGCGGCAAGUCCGAGUCAGUAGCCAACCUGCAGGCUCAGCCCUCCCUGAACUCCAUCCACAGCUCCCCCGGUCCCAAGCGCUCCACCAACACCCUUAAGAAGUGGCUGACGAGUCCUGUGCGCCGGCUUAACAGUGGGAAAGCAGAUGGAAACAUCAAGAAGCAGAAGAAAGUACGGGAUGGUCGGAAGAGCUUUGACCUGGGAUCUCCCAAGCCUGGGGAUGAGACUACCCCUCAGGGAGACAGCGCUGAUGAGAAGAGCAAGAAAGGUUGGGGUGAAGAUGAGCCAGAUGAAGAGUCACACACCCCCCUCCCCCCACCUAUGAAGAUCUUUGACAAUGACCCCACACAGGACGAGAUGUCCUCCUCUUUGCUAGCAGCCCGGCAGGCUUCCGCCGAAGUACCUACUGCUGCAGACCUUGUCAGUGCAAUAGAACAGUUGGUCAAAAGCAAGCUGAGCCUAGAAGGAGGCUCAUACCGGGGAAGCUUGAAAGACCCUGCAGGCUGCCUGAAUGAGGGGAUGACUCCACCCACACCUACUAGAAACCUGGAAGAAGAGCAGAAAGCCAAGGCCCUGAGAGGCAGGAUGUUUGUCCUGAAUGAACUGGUACAGACAGAGAAAGACUACGUCAAGGAUCUGGGAAUUGUGGUGGAGGGCUUCAUGAAGAGAAUAGAAGAAAAGGGUGUCCCCGAGGACAUGCGAGGAAAGGAUAAAAUCGUGUUUGGAAAUAUUCACCAGAUUUAUGACUGGCAUAAGGAUUUUUUCCUGGCUGAACUGGAAAAAUGUAUCCAGGAGCAAGAGAGAUUGGCACAACUCUUCAUUAAACAUGAGCGGAAGCUGCACAUCUACGUGUGGUACUGCCAGAAUAAGCCGCGCUCAGAGUACAUCGUGGCAGAGUACGAUGGCUACUUUGAAGAGGUGAAACAGGAGAUAAAUCAAAGGCUGACGCUUAGUGACUUCCUUAUCAAGCCCAUUCAGAGAAUAACAAAAUAUCAGUUGCUCCUCAAGGACUUCCUGAGAUACAGCGAGAAGGCUGGUUUGGAGUGUUCAGAUAUCGAGAAAGCAGUGGAGUUAAUGUGCCUUGUCCCAAAACGCUGCAAUGACAUGAUGAAUCUGGGACGCCUGCAGGGCUUUGAGGGCACCCUGACCGCUCAGGGGAAGCUGCUGCAGCAGGACACGUUCUAUGUGAUUGAGCUGGAUGCGGGCAUGCAGUCCCGGACCAAGGAGAGGCGCGUGUUCCUCUUUGAGCAAAUUGUCAUCUUCAGUGAACUGCUCAGGAAGGGAUCCCUCACCCCGGGCUAUAUGUUCAAAAGGAGCAUCAAGAUGAAUUACUUGGUCCUGGAGGAGAACGUAGACAAUGACCCCUGCAAGUUUGCGCUCAUGAACAGGGAGACUUCGGAGAGGGUCAUUCUGCAGGCUGCCAACGCUGACAUCCAGCAGGCCUGGGUGCAGGACAUCAAUCAAGUCUUAGAAACACAGCGGGACUUCUUAAAUGCACUACAGUCGCCUAUUGAAUAUCAGCGGAAGGAGAGGAGCACAGCCGUGAUGAGGUCCCAGCCUGCUAGGGCCCCCCAAGCCAGCCCCAGGCCCUACUCCUCUGUCCCUGUGGGCUCUGAGAAGCCCCCUAAGGGCUCCAGCUAUAACCCGCCUCUGCCACCCCUGAAGAUAUCUACCUCCAAUGGCAGUCCAGGGUUUGACUACCACCAGCCUGGGGACAAGUUUGAGGCCAGCAAGAGUGACCUAGGAGGCUGCAAUGGGACCUCGUCCAUGGCCGUGAUCAAAGAUUACUAUGCGCUGAAGGAGAAUGAAAUCUGUGUGAGCCAAGGUGAGGUGGUCCAGGUCCUCGCCGCCAACCAGCAGAACAUGUGCCUGGUAUACCAGCCUGCCAGCGACCAUUCCCCCGCGGCCGAGGGCUGGGUCCCGGGUAGCAUCCUGGCGCCCCUCACCAAAGCCAUGGCGGCGGCAGCAGCAGCAGCAGAAAAUAAUGACGGGAGCAUCAAGAAGUCAUGUUCAUGGCAUACUCUACGCAUGAGAAAGCGGGCGGAAGUGGAGAACACGGGUAAAAAUGAAGCCACAGGGCCUCGUAAACCCAAGGAUAUUCUGGGCAACAAAGUCUCUGUUAAAGAGACGAACAGUUCCGAGGAGUCAGAGUGUGAUGAUCUUGACCCUAAUACUAGCAUGGAGAUCUUAAAUCCAAAUUUCAUCCAAGAAGUGGCCCCAGAAUUCCUCGUGCCAUUAGUGGACGUGACCUGUUUGCUUGGAGACACAGUGACGCUGCAGUGCAAAGUCUGUGGGCGGCCAAAGCCCGCCAUCACCUGGAAGGGUCCAGACCAGACCAUCCUUGACACUGACAACAGCUCGGCCACAUACACCGUCUCUUCCUGUGAUUCCGGAGAAAUCACCCUGAAGAUCUGCAACCUGAUGCCCCAAGACAGCGGGAUCUAUACCUGCAUAGCAACAAAUGACCAUGGGACCACAUCCACGUCUGCUACCGUUAAAGUGCAAGGUGUCCCAGCGGCCCCUAACCGCCCCAUCGCCCAGGAGAGAAGCUGCACCUCCGUGAUCCUCCGCUGGCUGCCCCCUUCCAGCACAGGAAACUGCACCAUUUCUGGUUACACCGUGGAGUACAGAGAGGAAGGUUCCCAGGCCUGGCAGCAAUCGGUAGCUUCGACCUUGGACACUUACCUCGUCAUAGAAGACCUCAGCCCUGGGAGUCCUUACCAGUUCAGAGUCAGUGCCAGUAACCCCUGGGGAAUCAGCCUUCCCAGUGAGCCCUCAGAGUUUGUGCGGCUUCCAGAAUAUGAUGCUGCUGCUGAUGGUGCCACCAUUUCUUGGAAGGAAAAUUUUGAUUCAGCUUAUACUGAGCUGAAUGAAAUUGGAAGAGGCCGUUUCUCCAUAGUAAAGAAGUGCAUCCACAAAGCUACCCGCAAGGAUGUUGCUGUGAAAUUUGUUAGCAAAAAAAUGAAGAAAAAAGAGCAGGCUGCCCAUGAAGCGGCCCUACUUCAGCACCUGCAGCACCCGCAAUACGUCACUCUCCACGACACCUAUGAGUCCCCCACAUCCUACAUCCUGAUUUUGGAACUGAUGGAUGACGGCCGGCUCUUAGACUACCUUAUGAAUCAUGAUGAGCUGAUGGAAGAAAAAGUUGCUUUUUAUAUCCGAGACAUCAUGGAAGCUCUGCAGUACCUUCACAACUGCAGGGUUGCACAUUUGGACAUAAAGCCUGAAAACCUGCUCAUUGACCUGCGGAUCCCAGUGCCUCGAGUGAAGCUCAUCGACCUAGAGGACGCUGUCCAGAUCUCAGGCCAUUUCCACAUCCACCAUCUGCUGGGGAACCCCGAGUUUGCUGCUCCAGAAGUGAUCCAAGGCAUCCCCGUGUCCCUGGGAACAGACAUCUGGAGCAUUGGGGUUCUGACCUAUGUCAUGCUGAGUGGGGUCUCCCCCUUCUUGGAUGAGAGCAAAGAGGAGACAUGUAUCAACGUCUGCAGGGUGGACUUCAGCUUCCCCCAUGAGUACUUCUGUGGCGUGAGCAAUGCCGCCAGAGAUUUCAUCAAUGUGAUCCUGCAGGAAGACUUUCGGAGGCGGCCCACGGCAGCCACCUGCCUGCAGCAUCCAUGGCUGCAGCCCCACAACGGCAGCUACUCCAAGAUCCCCCUGGACACCUCCCGCCUGGCAUGCUUCAUAGAACGUCGCAAACAUCAGAAUGAUGUGCGGCCUGUUCCCAAUGUCAAGAGCUACAUUGUCAACCGGGUAAACCAAGGGACAUAGCUCUGUCCCACCCAGCCCUUGAGGUUUCACAUGGAAGUGCAGUGUGAACCAAAGCAAGACUGAAUGUGCCUGUAAAUAGCUGUGUUAAUCAUUUCACUCCAUGUGGUUCCCUGGAUUGAGAGAUGUACUUCUUAAACCUCCAGUGGUUGGUUAUUCAGGGUCUGAGCAGCAGUAAAAUCGUCUGAAGUCCAGGCAGGGGCUUUCCAGAAGGUCAUUCAGAAGAGAUAAAGAAGCAGUCACAGAAAGUAUUCAAAAGAGGGACAAGGAUCACAAGAAUAAUAGCUGUUAUAAAAUUUUAAUUGUGCAUUCCAAAAUGAGUGGGUAGCUGGGCAGAAUCGAAGCUCACUGUACUGAGUAUAAAAACGUUUGUUCCUUUGCUGAAAUUUUAAGCAAAAAGUUCUAUUUCACAGAGAUGUCAUGUAUGCCAACUAUUCUGUUUAGAUUAUUUAGAUAUAGUUUCUUAAUAGGAUACACAUACAUAUACAGUCAAAUAUAUCCCAUUCAGGUUUCAGAGUUUUAUAAUAUAGAGAUAUAUAUGAAAUCAAUCAUAAGUAACUGUGAGUGCUCCAGUUAAGACAGUAAUUUAUUUACCGAAGCAUUACGUUGUUUUGACGAAGCACAAUUAGACAUGUUUUUUAGAGCAUUUUAUAAAUCUUGUAUAGAAAUCCUUUACCAGAACCUUUGCAUUAAGGGAAAGCAACGUUACCCUUUUGCAACCUGUGAACAAGAAGAUUUUUCUCUCAGUCACAGGUAUUUGACUAAUAUAGGUUCUGUGUAUGAAAUGCUACCCCCAAAUUCACUGGCAGCUCAGAGUUAAUCUGGCAGGAAAGCCUGCCAGGAAGUAAGUCCAAAUACAGUAAGAGUUGUGGGCUAUUUUUAUGCCUACACUUGGUUUGAAAUAGGUAAGGAAUAUAACAGGUACCUACAAAAGGGCAAAUAGAAACCUUUCCUACAGUUCCUAUGAACACUGUACCAAUGCUUUCUGACACUUUCUGCAGCUAUAGCAUGCAGUCCUCAGAAAGUUGGCCUACUUUAUUUCUAUCCCCUUCUGGAAGCUAAGGGGUGCUCACCAACAGGAGGCAGCCAUAUAGGCCUUUGAAAGGCCUGGUCUCAAGUCCUUUUUUGAAGCCAUGGAAUAAAACCUGAUACAUCACUCUAACAGAGCAUUGAGUUUUAACUGUGACUGUAAUAUCUACCACCUCUCAGCCACUGACAUUUUCCUGGACGGAAAGGACUCACUGCAUUUUGAGGCUGACGCUGCUUUCUGGUGUAUAUUCUCUAUACGAGAUGAUAAUGAACUGCCCUUUUUUUCUGCUAGUGGAAAAAACAAUUAAACCUGGGCAUUUCGUGGGGUUUUUUUCUUUGUGUGUGUGUGUGUGUGUGUGUGUGUGUGUGUGUGUGUGUGUGUGUGUGUGUGUGUGUGUUUGGAAAGAGUUUUUGGUUUUGGGUUUGUCCAUGAUCCACCCUUUGUUUUCUAGAACAUGUUUUGAAACUUGCAAUUAUGCAAAUAAUAGUUUAAAAAUAUAACUCAAGUGUUUGUCCAAAUCAGGUUUAUUAAUGGCAUUGCUUCUCUCCUAUAAUAGGAUUGAGGGAUUAAAAUCAUGCAGCACAGAAGAGCAGGUGGAGAGUUUAGGAAGGAUAAAUGAAAAAGAACGGUGGAAACUAAGCCUGAACUUUAAUAUAUAAAAACACUUAUUUUCACAGUGGAAAUGUAGAAUUAAAAACACUCAUCAUUCUUUUCCACUGGUUUCAAAGUCAGCUUUGUCAUCUACCCUGCACUUCAUCCCAUCCAAGAUUAUAAAUUAAUAGAUUAGUGAAAAGUACAAGCAAUAAGACUAGAUAGCACUUCGUAUUUUCAGGAUUAACCAAAUAUGUGGAAACUGACUCAGACUGUAUUUGUUUCCUAGUUUUCAAAUGGCCCUGGGUCAUCAAGGGUCCCUUCCUCAGAGCUCUCUCUUGACUAACCCUUCAUAUCAUUCAUUGAAAAACAAAUGUAUAUACAAAAGCUUUAUGAUAUAAUAUUUGAAUAUUUAAAACAUAUUUACUAAAACCUCUUUUAGUAAACAUGUCAUCACGAUGAGACAUAGCGAAAAGAAGAAAAUCCUUGUCCCUAGGGCUUGUUAUGAGAUAGAAUGCAGGCACUGAGGAUUCCAGACAUCCAUACAGUAUGGCUUGGAAAGUUCUGUUCUGUCCACAGUGGACGAUGACUAAGGAGCCCCUGCUGAGUCAUUUUUGAGUGCUUAUGGCCAUGCAGGAGACAAGCUAAGUUUCUGCUUGAGGAGGAUAGGGCCUAGGACAAUGGUGCACAGACUGCACAGGAGAGCAUUAAUGAAACUGCUGUGGGGAGGACAGUUGACAGAAUGUUAGACAGAGCCAAAGCGUUUUUAUCAGCUUUUACAGCAGAGUGGGGACAGUCCAGAUGUGAGGUGGCCUGGAAUCUCCCCCAAGGACACUUGCUGGGGAAAUGAAGAGACAGGAGAGGAAGGACAUAGAAAUGAAAAGGAGUAUGAUUUUGUUUAACUGGAGCCAAAGUACAAUCAUUAGAAUAGAAUGAAUUUAAUAGAGGCCCAAAGAGAAAGGGGGUAUAUUUUAUAUAGUUUGAUAACUGAAGGAAACUAACAGGGAGACUCCCUGUCUGCAAAGCUCCUGGUCCCCCCCAAUAGGGAUAAGUAAAAGUCCAGGUUCAAGAAUUCUCCAUAGCAAGUUGGAAAUAACAAGGAAUCCCAGAAGAUGUGGCUGGGAAAUGUACUUCAGGUUGCUCUGUGGUGAGGGAUGAAGGACCAGGGACCACUUUCUUGUACCUGUUUUGGAAGAGAUAUUUAUUCCUUUGUGGGGGAGAAGAGAAAAUAGUUCACGUCUAUAAUUAUGGUGGUGUUUGAAAUGGAAACUAGGAAUUAGUGAGAGUGAACUUCCAGGUGAAAUGGGAAAAAUAAAUGUUGGUUAAAGUCACAAGUUCUUGCUUGGCUUAUAUUCCUUGCAUAGGGUUUUAGGUUUUUGUUUGUUCUGUAAAAGUGGGAUGGAGAAAGAAGGAAAAAAUCAGGGACAACCCAUAAUAAUUUUUAAAAGGUAUAGUGAUUUACUGCAUCCUUUCCAUUUGUUUCAAAUUAAAUAGAUUUAUAUCCACUUACAGCUGAAUGUGGGAACAUUUUUAAGAAAAAUACUAUAACGUUGACGGUGUCCUUCAAAUCUCUCACAGCCAUAAACACUCUUGGGGGAGAGAGGAAGGAGAAGAAAAGCUGGCUUCACUGCUUUGUGAUUCACAAAGCCUUUAUAAUAGUAGUGCCUUCAGAGGGGAGGAUGGGAGGUAAAGAAGUUCAUUGUAUUUAGAUUGACUGAUAUUGCAGCAUUUUUUCUUUGUUUAAAAAUGUCUUUUAAAUGAAAACAUCUGAAUAUAGGGUGAGCCUAGGAAUUCUUGGGUUUCAACCUCAGCUAUUCCUGAUUCAUCCUUUCUUACAGAAAGUCUGGGUUUUUUUCUGCCCCAAAUGUCCCCAUUGUUAAAAUGGGAGUUGGGGGGAAAGAAGGGGGACAUUAAUUUCAUAGGAAUGUUGGAGGAAGACCUUAGUUGGGAUGUCUAGAAAAUACUUUGAUUUUUUUUUUAAAGUGCUACACACUGCCAGUGCUAAGAAUAUUGAUAGUAACUUUGAACAUUCCAGGUUUUUUAAUAUUCAUAUCUUUAGAUACCAUUUGCAAACUCAUGAGAAUAAAUUCUGUAAAUUGAUUUUAAUUGGAAGUACUAGGUGCUCUUUGUCUAAAUGUUAUUUGGUCUUAGCUUGUAAUUUUGAUCGUUUAAAAGCUUGUCUACAGAAAAAGGUUAGGAGAGCUGAUUGAAGUCUUAUGUCAAUAAACUGUUUUCGCCAGCAUUUCUUAUGGCGACCGCCACUCUCUUCUCAAGCCUUCUGCUCUGGAAAAAUUGACAGACAGGAAUCCAAACAGCUACUUUCCUCACUGGGAAGGCAGAAGUGAGAAUAAAAUAUUUUCUGAUAUCACAACUCAUUUCUUCAGAAUCUCACAGGCAUCUAUAAGAGACAAAUUAAAUGCACAGAUGUAGAAAUGAAUAGAACUGGUGGUUUGGGGAGGGAAAGUUUUGACUUUCUUUUUGGUUUUUUUUUUAGAUAAUUAGGUAUUUUGGGAGUAGCAUAGUUGCUUUCCUAUAGUCUCCAUGAUUUAGUGCCUGUGAGUUUGUCAUUACUUUUUUCUUGCCUAUGUGGAAGAGCAUGGAGGUUUAGAUUUGUGAGAACAUGAGGGAGCAAAUAUGUUAUAAAGUAGAUGGUGGUUAUUUCUGUGUAUUAACUAAAACUUUGCCCUAUGGAUUUGCUAGAGGAGGGAAUAUUUCCCACACAAGGGGGGGGAGGGGUCUCUGUAGUAGAGUAAAAGUGCAGUUUUAAGGAAUGUUGACCUACUCCUUUCUCUCCUGUGUAGCAUCUCUGUGGAGUGUAGGUUAGGCCAACACAGUAUGUGAGCUUUCCAUGGAUUUAUUUGUAUUAUGGUUUUUCUUAACUAUUUAAAAUCAUUUGGAAAUGAAUGAUUAAAACCGGGGGCAGAGUUAGGAAAGAUAAGGUUUAUACAUAUACCACUAAGAAAAGGGAAGCUACUAUGUUAAUAUUCAUUUUCUAAAAACUAUAAGGCUCUCGUUGUUUAAUUCUGGAGGGUUAAAAAGGGCUGAACUUUGUCCAUAGCUCUAGAUGUUUAGAAAAUAUUAUUCAUGUGAGAAAUCUAUACAGAAAUAGUAGAACACAGAAAUAUCAUAGGCCAUAUUUUCUAUGAAAGGCAUUUCUUCCUCAUUUUUAAUAUAUGUAGAAGUUAGAGGAGAGGAAAAAGCAAUUACUCUAAGACAAAUGUUCAUCUUUAAGGGACAUUUAUGGAAAACCUGAAAUUAAUCCUCAUAGGCAUUGUGUUGUCCUGUCAGCCUGUUUGCUGGGAGCUUCUAACCUGUGGUCAGAUUUAGUUUCUAUUCAAAUGAUCAAGAUUAACUGUUUAUUCAGAUCACUGUUAUUUUGGAUAGUGAAGAUAGCUGAGAAAAGGGAGGGUGGUGGAAAAACGUGCAAAUAAAUUCUUGGAGUCACAACUCCUGAGGCUUAAGUUAAGCAAGCUAAUUUGCUAGCCCACAAAUAACUAGCCUACGAGUUCCACCAAUGCCUGAUUUCUCUCAAGAAAUGAAUCCACAUCCUGGAGUGUUAUGGGAACUGUUACCGUGAUCUCAAAGAUUGUGGUUAUAAAUUCGAAGUUAACAAACAUACAUCUUCUCUUACUAACUUAAGCCAUAUCUGUCAUCUCUGUGUUUGAUUUUUUUGACCCUGGUGCUUUUACUUCUAUUCCUGCCAAACUUCGGUCUACUCUAUAGGGAAGGUGAGUAAAACUAGCAGUUAGGACAAAUGUGAAGACUGUGAAAAAACUAAACAUACUCUUUGGAAUGAAAUCCUAGUUAGAGAACAGUAGUGAUCAAAGUGCAAACUGUUGGAAAAUAUGGAUAUAUGUACAUCUGUACAUGUAUAUAGUGUAUAAUAUGUAUGUAUAUGUUAUUGCUCAUAUGCAGAAAUCUAUCCAUUUGAAGACAGCCCAGGUGGGUUAAUUUCUCUAUUGGAAAACCAUUCAGGGCCAUCCAAAACCAUUAGGGCUGAUGGGUAGAGUUAGAUUCUACUCACUUAGGAAUUAUUUGCUGUCUUUCGAAAUCCACAAAACCAAAUAAACAAAGCCUGAAACAUAAUGGGGCCAUCAUUUGGGUUAUUCUGCUUAUCUGGAGUCAGAAAUAUCUUUAUAUUUGAAUUAUUAACAGUUGGUUUGCAAACUACAUUGGCCCCUCUUGGUUUUGAGGGACUCCUCCCCACCAAGUCUUUUGAGAGUUUGGGGUGGGCUUCUCUGGCCAUUCAGUUAAAGGGCCUUAUCCAUAUGUGGACAGGUUUCCCCAUAGGGACCAUUACACAUAUACAUAUAAGUACAUACUUCCAUCAGGCUUGUAACAAUUGAUUUAAAAUCACUCCACAGUAUUGAUAAAUAGUUCUAUAUUUUCAAGGUGCAGAAGAAUUCCACAGCCUUAAUUAUUUCAGUGUCUUGCUGGUCUGCCUUAAGUGUAUCUUCUGGGUUUUGGUUAUCUUAUUAUUUUUUAAAUUUUCUGCAGUUGUUCAUUUUGUAUGCACACAAUGUCAUUUUGUAAAGGUAGGUUGUAAAUAUUUUAUUUGUAAGUUAAAUUCACUCACGUGUAAUGUUGUAAAGUGAUGACCUGCUGUCUUGUUAUUACUACAGUAAAUGUUAUGGAUGAAACUUCAAAAUGUACAUCUCACAAGUUAUGCAUUCCUAUAAAUAUACUAUACUAAAGAUCUUA
Messenger RNA from Hipposideros armiger (great roundleaf bat), 15685 nucleotides. RefSeq names its product kalirin RhoGEF kinase (gene KALRN). Gene Ontology annotation, biological process: intracellular signal transduction; axon guidance; protein phosphorylation. The transcript has 60 exons. Bases 388 to 9366 code for a protein of 2992 amino acids. Gene Ontology annotation, cellular component: postsynaptic density; cytoplasm; extrinsic component of membrane. The record is from RefSeq and is a predicted model, not a curated record. Lineage: Eukaryota; Metazoa; Chordata; Mammalia; Chiroptera; Hipposideridae. Gene Ontology annotation, molecular function: protein kinase activity; protein binding; ATP binding.